Microbotryum saponariae is the source of this 876-nucleotide messenger RNA. Lineage: Eukaryota; Fungi; Basidiomycota; Microbotryomycetes; Microbotryales; Microbotryaceae. The record is from the annotation of a GenBank genome assembly.
AUGUCGGACGCAUCAAAAUCACCCGUCAAGGUUCCCGGAGCCACAGGACCCCAACUUCGGUCAGUUCCAGGUCGCCUUUUGUGGUGCAUGAAGCCCAAGUCGUCGAACACGUUACACGUUACCCCAGUGGGGACGUGGACCCUUGCCACGCACGCACACUCGCACCCACCCGUACGGACACCCGUCAACUGACCCGAUCUGCGCGCUCUGUCUUCGCAUCCCUCCUCCUCCUCUUGUAUUCAACUGACAUUCCACAGUCGACGAGCAGCCGCGCUCUCGCCGACAAAGAAGGACGCCGAUGCACCGCAAUCGCUCCGAGCUGCCGGCGCAGGAGGCAGCAGUUCGACGAUGAUGAAGCUCUACACCCAGGACGAGAACCCGGGGUUGAAAGUGUGAGUGCUCCCAACAGAUUCACGGGUGGCUACUCUGGAGGAAGGGUGCUCCGCGCUGUAUGCAACCUUGGAAGCGGUCGGCAGCGCUGUGUGGCGCUCGUCGAAGCAGCAGAGGUCGUAUCACGUGGCGAAAUCGUGUGCGCAAGUACCUCCAGUGGUGUAUGAGAUGCACCACACUCUUCGGCAUCGUCCAAUUGUGUCCUCGCUACGAGAAGUGAUUCUGAUCUACUUGCCUCCCCACCUCGAAAAUCUCACUCCCCUCGUCAAACCGACCUUCAAUCAAAUCUGCUGAAUGCCUUCCAAUCCAACAGCGAUCCGGUCAUUGUCCUCUCGCUCGCUGUCGUCUUCAUCUUCUCCGUCGUCUUUUUGCAUCUCUUCACCAAAUGUGGGUCCCUAUUCGGCUUUUGACACGAGCAGGAACGAGCCGAACUAACGCUCACACGCUCCGGUGCGGUGCUCAGUCGUCCGGUACUUUUCCAAGUAA